Molecule: messenger RNA, 1791 nt
Organism: Salvelinus namaycush (lake trout)
Lineage: Eukaryota; Metazoa; Chordata; Actinopteri; Salmoniformes; Salmonidae
Product: GTPase IMAP family member 9-like
Exons: 4
Coding region: 258-1313 (351 amino acids)
Molecular function (GO): GTP binding
Source: RefSeq, a predicted model, not a curated record
UAUCACUUUCGAUUUGACUCUAAAUUAUAAAGUAAACAUUCUGGCAGUUCAAACAGAUUUGAUCAGAUUUGUAUAUGUCUAUAUCUUCUCAUUUAAAUUAUAUCGUGAACUGGAUUAGUAUGCAACGAUAAACGAUAUAGUUUGUUAUUUUAGCAUGUGUGAAUAAAGAAAGUUUCGGAGCGCUCGACAGAACGACAUCGUCGACAGAAAUUAAGACAGAAUUCUCCUGUCGGCAAAUUCCGUUAAGCUGCACAAUUAUGGCAUCCAAUGAGAGUUCUAAACGGAAAAGAAGGAGGAAGAGCAGCAUGGAGGAGCCCCCUUAUUUGUCAGGCGAUGCAGAGUUUAGAGUCCUUCUCUUUGGGAGAGGUGGCCGCAGUCAAUUUUCUCUGGCAAACUCCAUUCUGGGGACAGAUGUGUUCGAGGAUGAGCUCUGCAACAUUACAGAGAGUAAGAGACACAGGAGUGAGGCGUUCGAGAGAAAACUAGCUGUGAUCAACACUCCAAACCUCUCUGAGUAUGAGGCAUCCCAGAAAGAGCUGAGAAGAGUGUUCAAGAUGUCUGUGUGUAUGUCCUCUCCUGGUCCCUACGUCGUUCUCUUUGCAUUCGACCUGAACAACAUCUCACCAAGUGCAGUAAGCAUCCUGGAACUGGUCACAAAGCAUUUUGGGGACAGCAUCUUGAACCACAUGAUGGUGGUGGUGUGCCAUGAGGAGGAGAAGGAGGAUUCAGCUCUAGAGGAGAAAGUCAAGACUAACAGAGACUUCAGGGAGCUCAUUGAGAAGUGUGGACAAAGGUAUCACCUCUUCAAUGAGAGGAAGGCCCGGAGAGACGAGAAGGUUUCCAGACAGCUCCUGGAGAAGAUGGACGACAUGGUGAGGGAAAACGGAUGCAGAUUCUACUCCAAUCACCAAUACCAGGAAGCAGAGGAGAGAAUCCAGAAAGAGGAGCGUUUCAUGAUGAAAGGGAGAAAGAAAGAGAUGCUGACAAAGAGGAAGGAGCUGGAGAGCAGGUACACAUGUGAAGGUCUUGAGAAGGAGCUGCUGCAGUUUGAGACGAGGAUAAGAGUAGAGAACCGAGAGAAGGCUGAGAGGAAGAUCUCCGAGGUACUGGGAUUUACUCUCACAGCAGUUGACUAUGCUGCUGCAGUAGGUAAAGGGGCAGCUCUCGGGGCUUUAUGUGGAGCGGUCAUGGGGUUUGAGGGUAUGGCGGUGGGAGCCGCUGUAGGUGCCGUCGUCGGGGGUGUCAUAGGAGGUGCUGCCAGUGCGGCAUGGGGUUACGUCACAAACGCUGCUGCACAAAUGAAUAGACGUUGAGACAAUGCUGCCUACAUCGAUGAUGCAUUGCAGAGUUGAACAGGUUGUGUCAUGUUGAUGCCGUUCCUGCACAGUUUAACACCACUGUCAGAUUUGUAGAAGUCUGAGGCCAAUCAGUUCACUAAUGAAUCUUAUUUGUCAGUGAGAAAAUAUUCAGAGAUGUAUGUUUUGUAGAUAAUAGACGCUGUUGAUUUUUGGCUGCUGAUCUGGUGAUGGUUUCUAGUAGGUUAUUUUACCCAGAUUCAUUGUUGAAAUACGUAAUCGUGAAUAGAGGGAGAUCCUUUAAACAAUGGAAUAUUUAAACACAUUAUAAAUGUACUGUGUUGUUUUUGGUGUCUUUGGAAUACACAAUAAAUCUGUGUACAUUUAAAUAGGUAUGUAAAUAUACAUUCUAAAUCCAAUUAUGAAAGAACAUUGUUAUUUUUAAUUUUAUAUUACUGCUGCUGUAUAUGUCUCUAUUUUGCCUAAUAAAUUCCCU